Engraulis encrasicolus (European anchovy) is the source of this 1487-nucleotide messenger RNA. RefSeq names its product COPI coat complex subunit zeta 2 (gene copz2). NCBI's taxonomy places the organism in Eukaryota, Metazoa, Chordata, Actinopteri, Clupeiformes, Engraulidae. Gene Ontology annotation, biological process: retrograde vesicle-mediated transport, Golgi to endoplasmic reticulum; intracellular protein transport; intra-Golgi vesicle-mediated transport. Bases 29 to 640 code for a protein of 203 amino acids. Gene Ontology annotation, cellular component: COPI vesicle coat. The transcript has 10 exons. The record is from RefSeq and is a predicted model, not a curated record.
CUCAGAGCAGUCUACGAGCUGCGCUGUAAUGACAGCUCAAACCUGUCCACGUCAACACAGGAACAGCACUAUGGACUCCGGAGCUCUGGAACCGUCGCUAUACACAGUGAAAGCCGUGUUCAUUUUGGACAACGAUGGGAACAGACUUCUAUCCAAGUACUACGACCCCGAGUUUUACCCGUCGAUGAAAGAACAGAGGAGUUUUGAGAAGAACGUCUUCAACAAGACCCACAAAGCGGAUAAUGAGAUAGCCUUCUUGGAGGGGAUGACCAUCGUCUACAAGAGCAGCAUUGACUUGUUCUUCUACGUGGUUGGCAGCGCUCAGGAGAAUGAGCUCAUGCUGAUGGCAGUCCUCAAUUGUCUGUUCGAGUCACUCAGCCAAAUCUUAAGGAAGAAUGUGGAGAGGAGGUGUCUGCUGGACAACAUGGACGGCGUCUUCCUAGUGGUGGAUGAGAUCAUCGAUGGCGGGGUGAUCUUGGAGAGUGACCCUCAGCAGGUUCUGGAGAAGGUCAACUACAGGGCGGAUGACAACCCUCUGUCGGAACAGAGUGUGGCACAGCACCUAACAGAAAAGCUGGCUCUCACUACCACUGUGUUGCAGUCAGCGAAGGACCAGAUCAAAUGGUCGAUACUAAAAUGAGCAAUUAUUGCCGGCCAAGAAGCGGAUAUUCCAUUGGAUUUGAAGGAGAAUUGUGUGCUAUGCAGCUUACCGGCCUACGUUGUCUGUGGCAUUUGUGUAAAUAAGGCUAUAUGGAAUAAGGCUUUAAUGUUACGUUCUUUGUAUAUAAUAAUAUAUUUAUUUGCGGUAUCGUGGAUUAUUGUUGAUCUGCACAGUUACAAGGGCAGGCCCAAUGUGGUCCGCGUUUGAAAGCCAUUCGAGUCGGUACAUAAAGAGCGUUGAAAUUCAGCGUAUUUAAGAAAAGUUAAGGCUGUUUUCAAGCCUAGUUUGAGUAUUAUGUGAAAUAUUGUCCAUGCCCAAUUGUGAGGAAACCCGUCAAGGCUAUCAGCUAUUCCCGUUAAACAGUUAUCCUCUUAAUUUAUUUCACAAUGUAUUACGCAAUACAUUAGGCUAUUUUAAAUGUUUUAUUCUAGAAUUGAAGCACUUCUGUAACCCUCUGUGGUAGAUAGGCAUUACAUGAAAUGUGUGCUAUGUUUUGUAUGUGGUCUACCGACCGUCGCUAUUUAGGGUUCCAGUCAAACACCAAAGAGGGACGUUGGCAUGUUUGGAGUAAAGGGAUAGACCAUGUUAUGAUAUCAUGGUUGUUUUGAAUUCUCACUUUGUAUAGUGCAUUAGGCCAAGAUCACUGCCAACCACCAAUUCAUCUGACUACUUUUGUGUUUUACUUCUGACAAUAUGCAUACAAACAUACAUUAAUCCUAUAUUGGUAUAAUAGAAACAAAGACAAUGCUGUCCAUGUUACUGACGUGAGGGAUUCUGUGUUUUGUACAUCAUACGCUUUGAAAUAAUAAAACUGGUGAAUGUGUCA